Molecule: messenger RNA, 2658 nt
Organism: Boeremia exigua
Lineage: Eukaryota; Fungi; Ascomycota; Dothideomycetes; Pleosporales; Didymellaceae
Product: peptidase family M1-domain-containing protein
Exons: 7
Coding region: 1-2658 (885 amino acids)
Biological process (GO): peptide catabolic process; proteolysis
Cellular component (GO): cytoplasm
Molecular function (GO): metalloaminopeptidase activity; zinc ion binding; peptide binding
Source: RefSeq, a predicted model, not a curated record
AUGGCGUCAGACCGAGACAUCCUCCCUUCGUGGGCCAAACCAUCCCACUACGCUAUCUCUCUCUACGACAUCGAGUUCGGUGGCAAGUUCAGCUUCAAGGGCACUGUCAGCAUCAACACCAAUAUCACAAAGAAUGGUGGCUUCUCUGAGCUCGUGCUCAAUGCUCAUCAGCUCAAGGUCCACAGCGCUGAGCUGAAGGCAGGCGAUGCUACCAAGUCGGCCAAGGACAUCACGUACGAUGAGAAGCGCCAGCGCGUCACACUUGACUUUGGAGAGAAAAUCGACUACUCGGGUGAGGUAACUGUGAAUGUCAAGUUCGAAGGAACUAUCAACAACGUCAUGGCUGGCUUCUAUCGCUCGAAGUACACCCCGAAGGGUGAAGUCCCCGCUUCCGUCGCGAAAGACGACGAGUUCCAUUACAUGUACAGCACCCAGUUCGAGGCGUGUGAUGCCCGCCGAGCCUUCCCCUGCUUUGAUGAGCCGAACCUCAAGGCCACUUUCGACGUCGAGAUUGAGCUUCCCAAGGAUCAGGUUGCCCUCAGCAACAUGCCUGAGAAGGAGACAAAAGAGAGCAAGCGCGAGGGUUUCCACACAGUGGUCUUCGAGACUACACCCGUCAUGUCGACAUACCUUUUGGCAUGGGCCAUUGGCGACUUUGAGUAUGUUGAGGCUUUCACCGAGCGCAAGUAUAACGGCAAGAGCCUCCCUGUGAGGGUUUACACUACUCGAGGACUGAAGAAGCAGGGAGAGUUCGCUCUGGACAAUUGUCACAAGAUCGUGGACUACUUCUCAGAGGUGUUCCAGGUCGACUACCCGCUUCCUAAGGUCGAUCUUCUUGCCGUCCACGAAUUCUCACAUGGUGCUAUGGAGAACUGGGGCCUCAUAACCUAUCGUACGACCGCUGUGCUGUUCGAUCCCGAAACAUCUGCGGACAGUUACCGUAAUAGAGUCGCAUACGUUGUUGCUCACGAGCUUGCUCAUCAGUGGUUUGGCAACCUCGUCACAAUGGACUGGUGGAAUGAGCUUUGGCUCAAUGAAGGUUUUGCCACUUGGGUCGGAUGGUUCGCUAUCGAUCACCUGUAUCCAGACUGGAACGUAUGGGGACAAUUUGUUACUGAUUCCGUGCAACAAGCCUUCGCACUUGAUGCUCUACGCACCUCCCACCCUAUUGAAGUGCCUGUUUACGAUGGUCUCGAGGUAGAUCAGAUCUUUGAUCACAUCAGUUACCUGAAGGGCAGCUCGGUCAUCCGAAUGCUGAGCGCCCAUCUCGGUGAGAAGGUGUUUCUACAAGGUGUUGCUGAUUACCUCAAAGCCCACCAAUACUCGAACGCUACCACUAAUGAUCUCUGGGCUGCGCUUAGCAAGGCUUCAGGUCAGGACGUCAGCAGCUUCAUGGAUUUCUGGGUUCGCAAGAUCGGUUUCCCUGUUGUUACUGUCGCUGAGGAGUCUGGCCAAAUUGGCAUUCGCCAACAGCGUUUCCUUCUCGCUGGUGAUGUCAAACCUGAGGAGGAUUCGACAGUCUGGUGGAUUCCUUUGGGCCUGCACACGGGUUCCUCGCCUGCUACUGCAUCUGUCCAUGAGACAGGCGCUCUGACUCAGAAGGAAGAGACCAUCCGCAACGUCGAAGGUGACUUCUAUCAACUCAACAAGAAUCUCACUGGAUUCUACAGAACGAACUAUCCACCAGAGCGCCUUGUCAAGCUCGGUGAAGCCCGUCACGAACUCUCAGUACAGGACAAAAUCGGAAUCAUUGGAGAUGCUUACGCCAACUCGAUCGCUGGAUUUGGGUCUACCGCUGGUCUACUCGCGCUUGUAGAGAGCUUCCAGGAUGAAUCGGAUUAUCUUGUUUGGUCGCAGAUCCUCACCAACGUUGGCAAUGUCCGCAGUGUACUCUCCGGCAGCGAGGAUGUGAGCGAAGCUUUGAGGAAGUAUCACCUCAAGCUCAUCACGCCCGCAGUCGAGAAGGUCGGAUGGGACUUCAAGGAUGGCGAGGGUUUCCUCACUGGCCAGCUCCGCGCAGCGCUCAUAUUGUCGGCGGGCCUAGUCGGCCAUAAGGCGACAGUUGAGGAAGCUUCGAAGCGCUUCGAAGCUUACACCUCUGGAACGGAUAAAUCCGCCAUCCACCCCUCUCUCCGCCGUGCUGUGUUCGGCAUUGCCAUCAAAAAUGGUGGCGAAGCAGCAUACAAAGCCGUCCAGAACGAGUACCUCUCAACGUCGUCUAUCGACGGAAAGGAAAUCUGUCUAGUUUCGAUGGGUCGUGUUCAGACACCUGAGCUUGCGCAAGAUUUCUUGAAGUUCAUCUUCUCAGACAAGGUUGCCACACAGGACAAGCACUCUGGUACCAUUGCAUUGGCGAACAACUCCAAGGUCCGCCCCGAAGUGUGGAAAUACAUUCGGGACAACUGGGGCCAGACCGUUCACCCUGCUCUAUCUGGCAAUCUAGUGGUCCUAGAGCGCUUCUUACGUUUUGGUUUGAACAAAUUCGCUGACGAGAAGGUCGCGAAUGAGAUUGCUGCUUUCUUCAAGGACAAAGAUACUCGUGGUUAUGACAAGGGCCUCGAGGUUAUCGAUGACACCAUUCGAAGCUACGCGAAGUAUGCUAAGAGGGAUGAGGCUAAGAUCAGGGAGUGGUUGAAGGCCAACAGUUACUUGUCGUGA